UGAUUAUUUUUUAUUUUUUUCUUUCACUUGCUAUUUGUGCAAAUUUCUUUCAGUCUGUGUUCGCGUGUGUAUUGCCUGACAUUUGUUCUGAUUAAAGCUGACGAAUUUGGACUAUUACUUACUGUUUUGUGGCUUAGAAAUGAUAGGAAGCUAUCGACUGAUGUGAAUUGAAUUUACUUAAUCACGAAUUUGUGGAUUAUUUUUUUUACAUAAUAAAGACAAAGGAAAAGAAAAAAAAAGACAGGAAAAAUGUUUGUAGACUAAAAGUGACAAGUUUUUUAAGUGCCCUAAAAAAAGAAAAAAAAAUUUUAAGAUCCAGAAGUCAGCAUUAAUGUUAUCUUAAAGUUUUGUGUAUUUUCUGAAAGAAUCAACAAUGAAUUUCCUGUGGAUAAUACUUUUAAUAUCAUUCACAAAACCAUCAGAAGCAGAGAACUCACCAAGACGAUGUAUGCAUUUUGAAAGACGUAGAGUAAGCAAAUCAAGUGAACAGGAAGACGAUUCAAGAAAUGAAAUUCAGGAAGAUUCUGAAGCUGAUGAUGACAUGGAUCAGAAUUACACUGAUUUGAACUCUACAGAAAUGUCAGGACCUGCAACCAAUGUGUCCUGUCCAGGUUCACAAAACUAUUGUUUCUCAACAUAUUUACCACUAAAAGAUGGAAAGUAUCGACUUGAUAUGCAAGGAUGUUGGGAGCACAGGGAUAUUUGCAAUCAGUCAACAUGUAUGGCUGUUGAACGCAAAAAUGUCCUGUUUUGCUGCUGUAAUUCUGACUUCUGUAAUGCAAACUUUGUUUAUACGACUCCCAAGACAUCACCUGUAAUUGUAUCGCCAGAUGAUGGACAUAAUAAUAUCCAAACAAGAAUUCAAUAUAGAAGUUCUGCUAUAUGGAUAAGUUUUGCAUCAACCGGCAUUAUGCUUGUCGUUAUUGGCGUUGUCUUCUUUAUAUCCUGUCGAACUAAACCAAAGCCAUUAAGAGAAACUUCUCCAUUAGCACCAUCUGGUCCAGGAUAUUCAUCAAAUCUAUAUAAUGUCGAUAACCUCAAGCCAAUAUCAAUUAUUGGUGAAGGAAAGUACGGAACCGUUUGGAAAGGAAUGAUGAACGAUUGUCAGCCAGUAGCGAUAAAGAUUUUUAGUGCAAACAAGAAACAGUAUUUCCUUAAUGAAAUGGAUGUCUAUACGCAACCGUUUAUGGAUGUGUGUCCUGCUUUAUUGAAAUAUUUUGGAUGCGAUGAGCGUAUCAACUCAGAAGGCAAGAUUGAAUACUUACUCGUCUUAUCACUAGCUGAAUGCAGUCUUUAUGAGUAUUUAAAGCAAAAUUCAACAUCAUUCCCGAUAUUCUCGCGUAUGGCAACAUCAAUUGCACGAGGGAUCUCACAUUUACAUACAAGAAUUCAGAAAGCAGACAUGCUUAAAAUGUGUAUAUGUCAUCGGGACAUCAACAGUCGAAAUAUCCUCGUAAAAGCAGAUCUCACAUGCUGUAUAUGUGAUUAUGGAUUUGCAACAAAAUUGAGUGGAUCACGUUAUGAAUAUCAAGGCGAAAUGAUACUGGCUGAAACGAAAAGCAUUUAUGAAGUCGGUACAUUACGUUAUAUGGCUCCGGAAAUUUUAGAAGGCGCUGUUAAUCUACGGGAUUGUGAGCUUGCAUUAAAGCAAAUUGACGUUUAUUCGCUCGGAUUGGUUUUAUGGGAAUUAUGUAUGAGAUGUCAGGAGUUUUAUCCAUCUGAAAUGCCAACACCGAUAUAUAAAGCACCAUAUGAGGCAGAAAUUGGUAUUCAUCCGACAUUCGACCAAAUGAGAGCAUUAGUUUUACAACAUAAAGCUAGACCAUUAUUUCCACCUCAAUGGGGCGGUGGAACGGCAGCACAUGCAAUUAAGGAGGUUUGUGAAGACUGUUGGGAUCCAGAUGCUGAAGCUCGUCUUACAUCAUUGUGCGUUGAAGAGAGAUUGAUUGAGAUAUCCACUUUAAAGCCACGAUCUCAUUAUGUCACAAUGUCAACAUCAUUAAGCACAAAUAAUAAAUUAAUAAUAACAGCAAAUAAUAAUUAUAAUAACAGUAUAAGCAGCCCAACUCGAGAUUUUUCGUCAGCCAUUCCACCAAAUCAAAUAUCUACAAACAGAGUCGAGAAUACAUGCGAAACAUACAUUUCUAGUCCAUCAAAUGAUUAUGGAAGCAUUCAAAAGAAUCGGGAAUGUUAUGGACAACAAAUUCAACAAUUUCAAGGACGAAAUUUAUGUUUGGAAAGGAAUUUGGUACAAAUCCAUCAAGCUGAUCAAUCAAAUGAUGAAAUAAAGUCAAUAAAGAAGGCUGCAUUAUGUAAUGGCAAUCAAUUGAUCAAUAAUCCGACGGGUAAUGAUAAUUUCUAUAAUGGAGAAUAUGAAGUAUUAGUUGAGGAAUUGCUGACGAAAAAAUUAGCAUGCACAAGUUCCGCAACGUCACGUGAAGUAUUACAAAAGAAAAAUAAUUCCGAGAAGAAGUCGACACGAUGGAGAGACAUAAUUCAUGCAAAAUUUCACAUGAAGCGACGGAACCUGAAUGCAUUAAAUGUUGAAAAUGUUCAGCAAAGCUUCUCAUCGCCAGUACGUAAAGUCACCAAUGAUAUCGUUAUUAAUUGUGAUGAUAAACCGAAUAACAUUCAAAGACCCAAAAAUUUAGACUUAAUAUCCCCAAUUGUCAUAAGCUGCUCGAUAUCUGAUGAAAUCCAAAGCUACAAAACUCCAUUAAAUGACCCCAACAGUGAUUCAUUCACAGUCAUUCAAGCUCCAACAAAAAUUGUCACCUCAAAGUCAGCAACAUUAAAUACAGUAACUUCAGAUGAUUCCAGUGAAAGCAAUCAGUUGAAACGCCAACGAUCGCUUGAAGUUUUCCGUGAAGUAUUCGGACCAUCGAAAGUAAGUUUAAGGGAUGUUCAAUGUAGAGUAAAGACUCCAGGCGAUUUGCCAGCUAGUGUAAGGAAGGUCAGAGCAUCAAAGACAUUGUCAUUGUACGAUGAUCGUAUUAUGGAUCCAAAUGAAUACAGACACAAUAAUAAUAGUUUAUAGCAUGAGGAAGUCUUGCUAUUAGAGUUGUAAAAUGGAAUUUAUUAAUGAAUUAUUCUAGUCAUCUUUUCCUCCUCUUUAUAUAUACAUAUACCUAUAUUCAAAAUGGUUUGAGGGUGUAUCCAGGGGAUUCCAAGGAAGGGGCAUGAAUAGGUUCUUAAAUAAUUAGAAACUUUAUUAAAAAGAUUUGAUUGGUAUUUUUCCAAUGGGUGCCUACAACAAUGUAGACCGUUAUUUUUUCUAAAAUUCAAACCUGUUUCGAAAAAAUUCGAAAAAUAAUUUUUUAUAAAAAAUUUUGAAAUUUUAAAGACCGUUAAAUUUAUUUAUGAACAAAAAUCAAUUCUUCGACGCAAAUUUGUUUUUUGAAUGUAACAAUCGACAAUGAAGCUCAAGUUUUGAUCGAAAAGUUACAAAAAAUAAUAUUAAAUUUUCAAUAGUCUUUGAACAAUGCUCAAAUGGAAUUUCAACCUGACUAAGAACAAUAUCUGAAAAUUUUGUCUUGAAUGUGUUACAAUCACUUACAGCAGAAAUCUCACUUCCGUCGACACUUAUGUUGUUUGAUUUUAAAAAUAACAACCAUUUAUCUUUGUUUAAUGAGUGCUUAGGUACUUCAAAAAGAUUUGUAAUUGUUUUAUUUUUGUUGCAGCUUGCAAUUUUGCAGGUUUUACCCAUAAUUAAUGAAAAUUAAUCAAAAUUUUACUGAUGUAAACAAAUAUAAUUUUUUGAUGAAAUAUUUUUAACGGAAUUUCAUUUUUUGAAAAAAAUUCAAAUUCGAAUUUUCGAUUUCGAAGAAUAAGGACCAUUUUCGAAGAAUAAGAAUCAUCGGCACCCAUUGGGUAUUUUUGUAUCAGAAUAUUGGAGUUGUGCGGGGAGAGGGGGGGGGGGGGGGGUACUUAAUGAUAUUCACGAAGAAAUGGGUCUUAGAUCCAAAAUAUUCUGUCAGAGCCCAAUUGCAUUCAGAUGGCUCAGUUUUAGAACUAAUCGUUAAAGGAACAUUGUGCAUUAUAAGGAUGAUUAUGUUCUCCCUUCCCCCCCCCCCCCCCCAAUACAUACUCAUACAUUUUAUGAAGAUUUGAGAACGUGUCGAAGGGGGGGGGGGGGUAUUAUAGUAAAUUGAAAGAUUGAAUUGUUUAAUUGAUAGAAGAGGUAUGACUUAGUGUGACCUAACCUCAAAAUUAAGCAAAGGACCUUCUUAGAUCUCUAGAUACACCCCAGAACCCAGCCUAAACUCUUAGCAGCAAAACAUGAUAAAAUACUGCACAAUUUAUAAAUAAUAAAAUGAAAUUAGUCGGUAAGAAUUAAAGUGCAUUAGAAAGCACUCUAAAUACUUAAGUGGCUCUACAUGAUACUCAGCGUAACUAUUAUAAUAAUAAUAAUAUAUAUUCUUUCUACCUAAGACAUUUAGACAUAAAUUCUUCAAUUAUUUAUAUACAUUUAAUUAAAAAUGAAAAAUGACCACAGAAAAAAAAAUUUUGGACUUAUUGGACGAAUUAAGUA
Messenger RNA from Chironomus riparius, 4531 nucleotides. The record is from the annotation of a GenBank genome assembly. NCBI's taxonomy places the organism in Eukaryota, Metazoa, Arthropoda, Insecta, Diptera, Chironomidae.